Messenger RNA from Felis catus (domestic cat), 2836 nucleotides. RefSeq lists its product as uncharacterized. Bases 1 to 1104 code for a protein of 367 amino acids. The transcript has 4 exons. The record is from RefSeq and is a predicted model, not a curated record. NCBI's taxonomy places the organism in Eukaryota, Metazoa, Chordata, Mammalia, Carnivora, Felidae.
AUGUUCCAAGAAUGUAAAUGUCGGAUAUGGUAUGGUAAAGUGAGUGUGGCUAUAGGAAAUGAGAACUUUGAGGCUUCAAAGGAGAAGGUUUAUUAUACUCACAGAUCCCAGACAAGCUGUGACUGCAUGCCAGGCAGGGCCACAGAGGAAGCUCCAGGUCUUGGUCAGGUGGCAAAAGACAGGAAAAAGUCUAGGCCAGAGACUUUAUUGGGAUUUCUGCAGGAAAAGCAAGAAAUUGAGUUUAUACAGAAAUCGCUGAAGAACCGCAACCCGGCAAAUGCAUGCAGUAGCUCCCUCCAAGUGAGUCCAUUGAGGGUUGGUGGGGCCUGUAUUUACGGGAGAGGAGGGCAAAAAGGGGAAAAUGCCGCCAGAGUUCAAACAAAAUCCUUUGAUGCUACCUAUUUGAUUCUUCAAAGAAAGGUCAAGCCCCAAUUAAAAAAAAAAAAAAAAAGAGAGAAGAGGAACUGUGGAGUUGGUCAGCAAGGGUUGUCCCUGCCUUUCUGUCCUGGCCUUGUAACAACUACAAUUCGGCAUCUGCCCACGAACAAAAGUGCUUCCGAGCCAGCUGUGAGAUCUAGAACCAGGCAGCAAGGGAACCGCCAGGUGGGUAGGAUCGUCUCCCCGGCCUGUGCCCCAUGGUUACAGGCAGAUGGACCUGGAAAUGGGUCGCCAGAACCCGCAGGAGCCCGUGGAGUGCCUCAGCCCCUGCUGACUGUGGAGAGAGAGCACCUGGGACAUGCUGACUUGAGCGCACAGCCGUGGGGGACUCAGCCUCGCGAGAGUCCUGGUUUCCAGGCGAGAGAUUCCAGCGCUCCUUUGAAGCACAGAAAGUUUGGAUGCGUAGAAGAACUCUACUGUGUACUUGUAAACGAAGGCACCAGAGUGUGGAAGAAGGCAUGCUGCAAGGAGAACAAGCCCGAGAACAAGGCAGAACAAGGCUGUGCUGCGUACUGGUUAUUUGUCCUCAGGCAGGCUACUUUACCUGGUGACCUUCAUUAUCUUCAUUUGCAAACCAAAGACAAGUCAUCUCCAGCCAGGCUCGAAAUUAUACCUCAGGAAACACUGUGCCAGCUGAAAAGUAAAAGACUUCUAAAACUCCAAUGAUUUUUGUUGGAACAUAAGACUAUUCUGGGAUUGAUUUCACAAUACUUGGAAGUGAAAAUGGCAUUACUAUUUCUAUGACUGUGAUAUAAUAUGAUAGAGCUUUCUUGUCAGUAUAUUUUAUGCUAUUAUUUCUUUGUGGAUAGAAUGCAUCCUGUUCUCUAGCAUGAGCUUCUAGUGACUUCUUUCCUCCAGAACUCUUCUGUAUUACCAAAUUAAGACACCAGGAUAUGAUGUACAAAUAAUACCUCAAAUAAUUAACCUCCUUAAAGAGAACUUUGAAAUAUUUGGGAUGCAAACAUCUUUGUGGCUGAACAGUCUUUAAUGUUCUGGUGCAGACUAUGUGCAGUUUAAGUGGCUUCCUCUUAAGACAUGUGUGUUGCUGGUUGAGUUGAUAAUGAGUUAAAUUGUUUCUGAUAUUGCAAUGAAACCACUAAGUUAUCUGGGGGCAUUUUGGACAAAGCCCAAGAUUCUUGCAUGUGGAUCAUUUUCAGCUAGAUGUGAGCUUUCAACUCACAGGGAACUUGACUACAUAAAUCAAUUUUAGGAGAAGAGGAAGGAAAUGUGAGAUAUAAAAUACUGACUCACAAGGUGUUUGCAAAUGCCCUUGGAUUUAAUGUUAUUUUGGGCCUACUUGUCUGUGAUGGCCUCAGUAAUUGGGCAAAACUAUUCAAAUAACAUUCAUUUCGGUCUUUCCUGACUUUGGUGAUAAUGACUAGAGAUUGUUGGAUCAAAAGUAAUAAUCAUCAUGUUCAUGAAGACAGGCCUGUGUAUUGAUCAUAAGUUAGGAAAACAUCACUGCUUACCCUAAGUAUGGCAGGGUAGGCCUGGAAUAAAUUUAUAGAUACCCCUACAAUAAAUGAAAAUUUCUAGGCACCUGAUUUUGGAUGUGGGAAAGGCCACUAAUACUCUCUGGCCAGAGAUCAUUCUGAGAAAAUUAGAGCAAGCUUUCCUUUUUCCCUAUGCUUUUUUUACAGGGCAAAACAGGAGUCAACUUUUCAGGAUAUCAGGGAGGCAAAUUCUCAAUCAGUGUAAAAGUAGAACUUAGUAAAAAUCAGCACUUUCAACAAGUGUAUUGAGCACCUGCUAAGUAACCCAGACUACUCCAGAUGCUUGAAAUGUAUUACUGAACCAGAGACAAAUAUCUGUAGUUCCAUGAGGCUUUUAUUUGGGUUUCAGGACACAGACAGUAAACAAUAAACAUAAUUACUAAACUAUGUGGCGUGAUACGGAGUGCUAAGUACAAUUAAAUAAUGAUAAAGAGCGUAUGGAGAGAACAAAUGGGCGUGCCAGAUCAGGAAAGUGAGUUGCAACUCAAAAAGGGUUGGUUGAUGUAAAGGUAGCCUUUGCAGAUAGAUGUGAAGGACGGUGAGGAAGCAAGUUGUAUGGAUAUCUGCAGUGAGCAGUGUUCCAAGCUGAGGAAACUACUGAGCAAAAUCCCCAAGCAGGCGUGUGUCUGGGGUGUUCUAAGGACAACAUGGAAGCCAGGGAAGCUGAAGUGGAAUAAGGGAACGAAGAAGAAAAGAAGAUGAAGUUGAGGCAGUAACAGAAGGCCAGACCCUGUAAGGAUUUUGGCUUUUACUCAGAAUGAACUAGGGAGGCAUUGGAGGGAUGGAGCAGAGUGAUAUAAUCUGAUUUAGUUUUUUUUUUAAAUGUUUCUUUAUUUAUUUUGAGAGAGAGAGUGCAUACAGGAGAGGGGCAGAGACAGAGGGAGAGAGAGAAUCCCAAGCAGGCU